AUGGCGUGGGAUCACUUGGACAUUGAUAGGCCGCAUCUGGCGUACAUGAUCCUGGGCGGUUUCACAGGCUUGUUCAUGCUGUGCUCCCUGUUCGUCAAGGAGAAGCUGUACAUCGGUGAAGCGACUGUUGCCACACUCUGUGGCAUUAUCUUCGGCCCCCACGCGGCCAAUCUUUUCAAUCCGCACGAAUGGGGAAACAUCGACAAGAUCACACUCGAGUGUUCGCGCAUCGUGCUAGUCGUGCAAUGUUUCGCCGUCGGUGUCGAAUUGCCAAAGGCGUAUAUGGAACGCCAUUGGAAGUCGGUAUCAUUGCUGCUGAUCCCUGUUAUGACUUGGGGUUGGCUGAUUACCAGUCUGUUCAUUUGGUGGAUGGUUCCCCCACUCAACUGGCUGGAAAGUUUGAUCUGUGCCUCUUGCGUUACGGCAACAGACCCUGUCCUGGCUUCUUCCGUGGUCGGUAAGGGUAAGUUCGCCAAGCGUGUCCCUAAGCAUUUGCGUGACUUGCUGUCUGCCGAGUCUGGCUGUAACGAUGGUAUGGCAUUCCCAUUCAUCUACCUGUCAUUCUACAUCUAUCACUACCGACCUGCUGUCGGCGAGGUGUGGUUGAACUGGUUCUGUAUCACCGUUCUUUACGAGUGUGUGUUGGGUGCCAUCUUCGGUUUCGCCAUCGGUUACAUUGCUCGCCAUGCUAUCAAAUGGGCUGAGAACAAGGGAUUGAUCGAUCGUGAGAGUUUCCUGGUGUUCUACUUCGUGUUGGCUGUCUUCUGCGCUGGCUCUGGUAGUUUGCUGGGCAUGGAUGAUCUACUGAUCGGAUUCUCAUGUGGUGUCGGAUUCAGUAACGAUGGUUGGUUUACGGAGAAGACCGAGGAAUCUCACGUUUCCAACGUCAUCGAUCUUCUGCUCAACUUGGCUUACUUUGUCUAUUUCGGAUCCAUCAUUCCCUGGGAGGACUUCAACUCCCCCGCCCUCGGUCUCACCCCGUGGCGACUGGUGGUUAUUGCAUUAUUGGUCAUCUUUUUCCGACGCAUACCUAUCAUGCUAAUGCUGAAACCAAUUAUACCGGACGUCAAAACAUGGCGAGAAGCGCUGUUCGCAGGCCAUUUCGGCCCCAUUGGUGUCGGUGCCAUCUUUGCUGCCAUCCUCGCCAGAGCUGAACUCGAAAACGACAAUACGCAGCCUGACCCUGAAAACGAACUGCCAAUGCCUGGUUCUAGCAACUACUACAUCGUCAGGCUCAUCUGGCCUAUCACCACUUUCAUGGUCAUUUCGUCCAUCUUGGUGCAUGGCUCUUCCAUUGCAGUCUUUACCUUAGGUAAACGUAUCAACACUCUGACCAUCACCCUCUCAUACACCCAAGCCAAUGAGGAUGGACCUUCAUGGAUGAACCGGCUGCCUCGUGUGCAGUCUAUCGCCAAGGGCUCUAUGUCCUUCCGCAAAGCGGAGGACACUGACGCCUCGUCCGAUGAGAAAUUGCCUGAAUAUCCUCCCGGUACCCUCCCGCCUAUCGGCAUGCCUGGCAACUUCCUUCGCCGGCAGCGCGACGAGGAGGAUGAGAAUGAAGCACAAAGUCUUGAGUCAUCUCGCCGCAAGCCCCUGCGGAGACGUCGCCGCAAGCGUGACUCGGGUGCUGGCGGCCCGAUCAGUCAGUCUGCUAUCAUGCCCGCUCCCCGUCAACGAGAAAGCGAAAUUGAAACCGAGGAAGAAAAGAAAGAGCUGGAAGAGCGCGAUCAGGUUGAGCGCGGAGCUUCUCCGCCUCACGCCGAGCGUGAUCGCUUCGGCCGUGAGCCUGAAAUAGAAGUCUACCAGGAGGGUCAUAACAUGAUCAUCGAGGAUGAGGAGGGCAAUGUCCUGAAGACUGAAGAUACUUCUCAUCUCACACCCGAACAAAAGAUCGCGCACAUUGAAGAACAACGCAAGCGUCUUGAAAAUGACAAGAGUGGUGAAUUCGCCAAAUCCGAGAGUCAUCCUCACAACAAGGAUGAGGGAGAGGAGUUCAAGCAUGCUGUUGAGGAUAAGGCUGGGACUUCCUACGGCAAGGCAAUCAAGAAGUGGACCAACUGGACCGGACUUGGCAAGGAGAAGGCCGCUGAUCAACCUGAGAAGAAGGCUGAGAAGCCCGAGAAAACUGAAAAGCCACCCAAGGCCGACUCGGCCAAGCCCAAGCCCCGUUCAGCUCAUGCUUACCAAUUUGGUAACACCAUUAUUGUUGAGGAUGAGGACGGUGAGGUGAUCAAGAAGUACACCCUUCCUGGUGGCAAGAAGACCGAGAAGUCAGAAAAGCCCCAGAGCCAGCCCACUGCUCCUGGUGACGCACCAGUCCGGCGUGGUUUGACUCGCAUGGGAACCUGGUUCGGCAUGGAAGAAGAAGGCGAAACUUCUGCGGCUGCCCAAGAAAAGAAGAAAAAGAAGGAGAACGAUGACUGGACUACUGAUGAUGGUCUGCGCUUCACACUUGCCCAAGACCCCGAAGUCGAUUCUCAGGGCAUCGGACACAAGGGCAGACGUAUGAACAAGCAAGAGUUCUUCCAGCAGAUUAAGGGAUUGGACGCCAAGAGCCGUCGAGAUGUCGUGCAGCAAACAGACGCCCCGGCACCAGUCCAAGAAGUAGCCCAAACCGAAGCCAAGCAAGAAGAGAAGAUCGAGGAGAAGCAAGAGCGUCGUCUCUCUGCCGCUGCUAUCGGAGCUACCACUGGCACUAUUCCUGAGGAAGAAGCCGAGGGCCUGGAGUCCGAGUCCGUCACCGACAGCGAUGACGAGACCGACCAUCAAGGCGCCCACAACGUCGCCGCCUCCCUCGCCAAGUUCUCUCGCGGCGGCGGCACCUCCGCCGCCCAGGAGCGUCGCAACAACCUCAGCCCCGCGCCACCUCGUACCCGUGACCGCGAGCGCCGUGACUCCGACGAUGAUGGCACAGAGCGUAUCCCGCCAUCCCGUCUCCGUAAGGCCGCUGGUCUCACCGCGCCCCCACGCGAGAACGACGAUGACACAGGCGAAACACCUGCCGAGCGUCGUCGCCGUCUUGCAGCGCUGGGUGUCGACGGUGAUGACUCUGAGGAAGGAUCUGACUCUGACGACGAAGACGCUAUCGCCGAAGAGGACUCUGAUAUCGAGGACGUGGAUUCCAAAGAUGGCAAGCUCCAACCCGAAGGAACCAAGACCUCUGACCAGUCUUCUCCUCGCUCGGGAUCUGGAUCUGCCUCCGCCUCGCAGUCCACCUCGCGUCACAUCCCGCGUGUCUCCUGGGGAGGCGAGAAAGGCCGCGAACUGUGA
Messenger RNA from Penicillium brevicompactum, 3270 nucleotides. Its product is annotated as Na+/H+ antiporter Nha1. The transcript has a single exon. Gene Ontology annotation, biological process: proton export across plasma membrane; sodium ion export across plasma membrane; intracellular potassium ion homeostasis. The coding region runs from base 1 to 3270 and encodes 1089 amino acids. Gene Ontology annotation, cellular component: plasma membrane. Gene Ontology annotation, molecular function: sodium:proton antiporter activity. NCBI's taxonomy places the organism in Eukaryota, Fungi, Ascomycota, Eurotiomycetes, Eurotiales, Aspergillaceae. The record is from RefSeq and is a predicted model, not a curated record.